This is a messenger RNA of Theobroma cacao (cacao), 2886 nucleotides long. Its product is annotated as glutamate receptor 2.2-like. Gene Ontology annotation, molecular function: ligand-gated monoatomic ion channel activity. Gene Ontology annotation, cellular component: membrane. NCBI's taxonomy places the organism in Eukaryota, Viridiplantae, Streptophyta, Magnoliopsida, Malvales, Malvaceae. The record is from RefSeq and is a predicted model, not a curated record.
AUGCAUGUGGUUGCUGCACCAAACAGCAGUAGCAUCCCAGUUAAUGUGGGGGUGGUUCUUGACUUGGAUACAAAGUUUGGGAAGAUUGGAUUGAGCUGCAUCAACAUGGCCCUCUCUGAUUUUUACGCCACUCAUGCUUCCUACAGAACCAGGCUUGUCUUGAACCCCAGGGACUCCAAGGACGUUGUUGGCGCCGCUGCUGCUGCUCUUGACUUGAUAAAAAAUGUACAAGUGCAAGCAAUCAUAGGGCCGCAAACUUCAAUGCAGGCCAAUUUUGUUAUCAACCUCGGAAACAAAUCUCAAGUUCCCAUCAUUUCAUUUUCGGCAACAAGCCCUUCUCUUACCUCCCUUCGGAGUCCAUACUUUUUUCGAGCUACACAAAAUGACUCAUCUCAAGUGCAAGCUAUUAGUGCAAUUGUUGAAGCCUUCGGAUGGAGAGAAGCUGUGCCAAUCUACAUAGACAAUGAAUUUGGAGAGGGUAUUAUACCUUACUUGACAGACGCCUUGCAAGAGAUCAAUGCUCGUGUCCCAUACCGGAGUGUCAUCCCUUCAUCGGCUGGCGAUGACCAAAUUUCGGAAGAGCUUUACAAGCUAAUGACUAUGCAAACGAGAGUGUUCAUUGUGCACAUGCCACCAUCUCUCGGCACUAGGCUUUUUACCAUAGCGAAAAAGGUUGGAAUGAUGAGUGAAGGCUAUGCUUGGAUUGUGACAGAUGGAAUGACUAAUCUUUGGAGUUUAACGGAGCCCCCAACCAUCGAUUCCAUGCAAGGGGUUCUAGGCGUAAGGACUUACGUUCCCAAAACAAAUGAGCUAGAAAAUUUUAGAUUUCGAUGGAAAAGGAAAUUCCAGCAAGACAAUCCCACAAUUAUUAAUGCUGAAUUGAACAUAUUUGGAAAGUGGGCUUAUGAUGCCACUUUUGCACUAGCCAUGGCAAUUGAGAAUGUUAGCAUGGGAAACUCCAGCUUCAGUAAAACUAAUGUCUCUAGCAGUGGAACAGAUCUUGAAUCUUUCAGGGUCUCAAGGAAUGGCCCACACCUAAUCCAAGCAUUGUCAAGCACUAAAUUCAAGGGUCUUACUGGAGACAUUAAUUUUGUUAAUGGACAGCUACAAUCAUCAGUUUUUCGGAUAGUUAACGUAAAUGGAAAUGGGGAGAGAAGGGUUGGGUUUUGGACACCAAAAAGUGGACUUGUAAAAGAAUUGAAUUCGGCAAAGAGAAGCACUAAUUCUACUCAUAAGCCAAAUCUUGGUCCCAUUAUAUGGCCAGGGGAUACCACCUUUCCUCCUAGAGGCUGGGAGAUUCCAACAAAUGGGAAGAAAUUGAGGAUUGGGGUUCUAGUGAAGAGUGGUUACAGUCAAUUUAUUAAAGUAACAUGGGAUCCUAAUUCUCGUACAGCUACUUCAGUCACCGGAUAUUGCGUAGAUGUUUUUAAGGCUGUAAUGGCUGCAAUGCCUUAUGUCUUUCCUUACGAGUUCAUUCCCUUUGCAACGCUUGAUGGCAAGAGCGCCGGGACUUACAAUGACUUAAUCUUUCAAGUGUAUAAUGGGACAUACGAUGCUGUGGUAGGAGAUACAACGAUUGUGGCAAACAGGUCACGGUACGUGGACUUCACAUUACCAUACACUGAAUCGGGUGUAUCAAUGAUUGUACCGAUUAGAGAUAACAGGAGGAAGAAUGCAUGGGUUUUCUUGAAACCUCUAACAUGGGACCUCUGGGUGACAAGUGCUUGCUUUUUCUUUUUCAUCGGAUUUGUUGUCUGGGUUCUAGAACACAGAAUAAAUGAAGAUUUCAGGGGACCCCCUUCGUAUCAAGCCGGCACGAGCUUCUGGUUCUCUUUCUCUACCAUGGUGUUUGCACAUCGGGAGAGAGUGGUCAAUAACUUGGCUCGAUUCGUGGUAAUAAUAUGGUGUUUCGUCGUCCUCAUUCUCACCCAAAGCUACACAGCUAGUUUGACUUCACUUUUAACCGUGCAACAACUCCAGCCUACGGUAACUGACAUACAAAAGCUCUUAAAGAAAGGGGAGAAUGUUGGUUUCAAGAAAGGCUCAUUCGUUGAGGGAAUCUUGAAGGGGUUAACUUUUCCUGAAUCCCAACUUAUAGAAUAUCAGACGCUGGAAGAACUUCAUGAUCUCUUUACCAAGGGAAGUGCCAAUGGUGGUAUUUCUGCUACUUUGGACGAAAUUCCUUAUAUGAAGCUCUUUCUCGCAAAAUAUUGCGACCAAUAUACCGUAGUCGAACCAAAAUUUAGAACUGAUGGCUUCGGUUUUGCCUUCCCUAGAGGUUCCCCUCUUGUAGCAGAUGUUUCCAGGGCAAUCCUAAAUGUUACUCAGGGAGAAAAAAUGAAUCAAAUUGAAGAGGCAUGGUUCAAGAAGGAAAGCAGUUGUUCUGACACCAACACUUUGGUUUCUCACAACAGUCUUGGUGUCGAGAGUUUUUGGGGCUUGUUCCUUAUUGCUAGCGUCACCUCAAUAUCAGCUCUAAUCAUAUUUGCAACAAUGUUCUUGUACGAGCAAAGGCAUGUCUUGUUUCGCUUCGGUUCUGAAACUCCUUUCUGGAAAAGAAUUAUGAUCCUGUCAAGAAUCUUCGACCAGAAAGACCUCAGCUCCCAUACUUUUAAAAAAAGUGAACUCGAAGACAAAAGCAAAAAUGAUAGUGUAAGUAUAAGCGUUGCAGGAGACUCACCAAACACUAACUGUCCGCCAAGUCCAUCAAGCUACUCAAACCGGACAGAGCCAGGCUUUGUGUUCUUGACAAAUCAAGGAAGAGCAACUGAAAAUGGUGAUCUCACCCCAAGUGCUACAGCAUCUCCGGAGAUAUUUCCAUCCUCCGGAAGACAUCCUAUUGAGCUUGCUAACACUGCAAAUAGCCCAAGAGAACAAUUGGAGUAG